ACCUCCAUACUGUGCGUGCUACCAUUGGAUAUAAUACAGCCCCAAAAGCAGAAAGAGUUGCUGAAGACAUAUCCGCCUGGAAGAACAGUAUACGCAGCCUUACAUAAUCACAAGCCUCCACACAUUAUUUGUAGUGAAGCAUUAUGGGUGGUCAGGUGUCCACUGACGAGAAUGUCCAUGUGGUGAUUGUUGGCGGCGGUUUUGGUGGCAUUGCAGCUGCUCAACACCUUAAACAUCAUGGAGUGCCCUUCAUGCUUAUUGACAUCCUGGAUGCAUUUCAUCACAACAUUGCAGCGCUGCGUGCCUCAGUUCAAGCUGGUUUCGCGAAACAGACAUUCAUACCAUACAAAGAGACAUUUGGACUAAAUUUCCUCCAAGGCCGUGUCACACAGAUAGACUCAAAAACACAGACAGUUGUGCUUGACAAUGGAAAGCAAGUACGUUAUUCACACCUCAUUCUGUGCACUGGAACAAGCGGACAUUUCCCAGGCAAACACAAUUCUGUGGACACCUACCAAUCAGCCAUUCAGAAGUAUGAGGACUUUGUCAAAGAGAUCCAAGAAGCAAACACGGUUGUAGUUGUUGGUGGUGGAACCACUGGUGUUGAAAUGGCUGCUGAGAUCAGGACUGAAUUCACUAAUAAGAAUGCGAUUCUGAUCCACCCGCGUGAGGAAGUGGCUGAUCCUGAUCUUUUACCUUCUGUCAAAGAACAAGCCAAACAGGUGCUGCUGGAAAAGGGGGUGGAGCUUUUGCUAGGGCGGAAAGUGACAAACCUUGAUGAGCUGGAAUUGAAUGUGUGUCGGAAAGGCAUGGAGAUCAAGACCAAUAAAAAUGAGCAGGUCACUGCUGAUCUAGUCAUCUGCUGCACAGGAAAUAAAAUCAACUCUGAUGCAUACAGGUCCACUCUGACUACAUGUAUGGCAGAGAGUGGUGCUCUGAAGGUGAACCAGCAUCUACAAGUAGAAGGCUUUGACAAUGUGUAUGCUGUGGGUGACUGUGCCAAUCUCAAUGAACCCAAGUUGGCGUAUCAUGCUGGACUUCAUGCUGCGGUUGCUGCCACCAAUAUCAUAAACAGUCUGAUGGGGAAAUGUUUAACCUCAUAUCGCACAGGAAAUGUUACUAUGCUGAUUGCUAUGGGCAAGGAUGCUGGAGUAGGCCAGUUUAAUGGCUAUAAACUACCUCAAUUUCUGGUCACCAAGGGAAAGAGCCAAAGCUUGCUGCUGUGGAAGAGCUGGAGAGAAAUGGGCCAAAAAGCCCCAAAUUAACACAAGGUUAACAAAAAAAUGUAACAUUAUACUCAAAAUGUCUAAACUAUAACACAGUUCCAUUUUACUUGAUCACUUUUUUAUCGUAAUGAUUUUUACAUUAAUCAUUGUGUUAAAAUUAAAUUAAAUUAAACCAGAGCAGCUGAAGGAUGAUAUUGUACAAAUAACCAUCAUUAUAUAUACGUAUAUAUAACAUUGUUUGUAAUCUUUUAUUGAACAAUCAAAAGCACCAUUUUAUAUAUCUAUACAUUUGUUUGCUAUUGUUAUUCCUCAUUGAUAGUAGUUUGCUCUAAUAUAUUCUUGCAUUGACCACGUGACGAACUGUUGGUGUUUCUCCACUAGAGGGCGGUCAUACAAUAUAAAUUAAAUCCCUGUUGCCUGGCCAACAAAACAAGAUGCUGUGUCACUCAAUAGAUAUUGUUUUUCAUAAUUAUUGAAAUGAAAAAUAAUACAUAAAGUGAUUUUUUAUUCUUUCAAAAAUGCUCCAAACCUUAACAACCAACUUUGUGAGUUUACUUAAAAUGAUUUAUAAACAGAGUAUGCCUUUACUUGUGCUUUUCUGAAAAGUGGAGCAAAUCAUAUGAACCUAAAUCAUUUUUAAGAACCAUUAAUGUUGUCUAAUUGGGUUUAUAAAUGUUUAGUGUGUCAUUUAUGCUCCUGGAAAUUUAAUCUGUUUGAUUCAGCAACACACUACAUUGUUGUCACACGACUUCAUCAUGCAUCAGAUAUGAAUAGUGUGGUGAUAUAAUUUUGGGGCUAAAAGGGUUGUUUUAGCAUUUUAAAUUCAAUUUAGUGUAAAAUCUAUUGACAGUUCAUUAAAAUCAGAAAUAUUCAUUUGCAGUUCGUUCAUCUGACUGAAAAGACCAAGAUAAGUGCACUGCACUAGAGAUGCAUAAAAUUCUGAACAAAGCCAGUCAGAACAGCUUUAUUGCUUCUUAAAUGUCCUGGUGCACUGGGUUACUGCACUGCCAAGAGAACUGGAGUCCAUCACAAAGAGCUGGAAAUCACUGCAGUCGGUGCAUCAAAAUGCCCCAUAAUGAUGCAGUCAUGUCUCAAGCUGGUGACUGGGAAGGUCGUUGGCAUUUAGUGUUCAUGAAACUCUUGAUAUAUUGUCCUGAAAUCAAGGUAUUGUGCUCUUUAUAUCAGGUUACACAUCUUUGCUCGUUGGCCUUGGAUACAAGUGGUCUUUAAAUGGCAAUACUGCCAUAAAUUCCAGCUUUGAGAAGCUCACAAGUCACAACCCACUGUUUGAGUUGAGUCUGGGUCACACAGGCACUGAUUCAAUUCAGAGGUUGCUUUAGUUUGGCUGCAGCUUUGUGAUAUUCAGCCAGUAUCCUGUGGGAUGUUGCCCUACUCCAGUAUGAAUGUCAGCUAGCGUUGUUCACGUUUGUAAUUUGUCCUUACUGUUAAGGAUAAUCAUUGCCAUGCAGUUUUAUAUUGUUUCAACAUGCUGUUUUUUUUUUUUUUUUUUUAAGUUAUAUU
Molecule: messenger RNA, 2747 nt
Organism: Cyprinus carpio (common carp)
Lineage: Eukaryota; Metazoa; Chordata; Actinopteri; Cypriniformes; Cyprinidae
Gene: aifm2
Product: AIF family member 2, ferroptosis suppressor
Biological process (GO): apoptotic mitochondrial changes; positive regulation of apoptotic process
Cellular component (GO): cytoplasm; mitochondrion
Molecular function (GO): flavin adenine dinucleotide binding; electron-transferring-flavoprotein dehydrogenase activity
Source: RefSeq, a predicted model, not a curated record